Lactuca saligna is the source of this 1398-nucleotide messenger RNA. The record is from the annotation of a GenBank genome assembly. Lineage: Eukaryota; Viridiplantae; Streptophyta; Magnoliopsida; Asterales; Asteraceae.
AUGAAAGGGGCAUCUGUUCAGGAAAAGGAUAGCAUUUGGGAACGCUGGAUAAGGAAGCAGAAGCAAGGGGAAUCCAAUAAGAGGUCUACAAAUGACAACUUGAGAAAAGAAAGCUUUGAUGGAAGUAGGAAAGAUAUUAAUGCAGCCAUUGACCGGAUUUGUGAGUUCACAGGUGAGAACAUUUUUCAAAAUCUGUCAUAUCAUGGUCAGAUAAUUUUAUGGGAUCUAAGGGAGCCAUUCAUUGAAAACGUAUAUAGACCUAGUGUUUCAGAGUCCAGGUUGGAAACAACACUCAUUGAGCCUCUUGAUGUGGAACCAAAUCAACUAUGUGAUAUCAUUGUGGAGCCACUAAGAGAUCGAAUUGUUUGUGGCUUCAUUCAUAACAGCAAACACCAAUAUAUAGCUGUUAUUGAUAGCUUUAUGAAAUAUGUGGAUGAGCCAAUUCAUGCUUUCUCUAUCAAUGAUUCUUCUUCCACUGUUCAAGUCGCUCCUUCAGUUCUUGAAAAUAUGUUUUUGAAUCAAAUCUUCCAAAUGAUUUCAAAUAAGCUUCUUGUUGUGCCCUCUCCAAUUGGUGGAGUUCUUGUAGUCUGUGCAAAUACUAUUCAUUAUCAUAGCCAGUCAGCAUCAUGCAUAUUGGCUUUGAAUAAUUAUGUUGUUCCAGUUUCGAUUUUUGGUUCCACCUCAGCAAGGGCAAUUUCAUCCACGGGGACAAUGCAUGCCCCCUGGUCAAAGUCAGCCAACACAGUUUUCUCAGCCACAUUAGCAAAUGUCUCCACUAACCUAGUUUUGCUUGAGCCGAUUGAAAUGACAUGUGAUCCAACCUAUCUUGUUAAUUUUGUGGAGUUAUAUACUGUGUUGGCUUCCUUUCAAUCUCAUGAAGGAAGGGUCCUAAACUCGCUUAAUGGGAUAAAAGACAUGAAGUCACGUCUAACAUCGAAAGCCGAAUACAUGUUGUCAGAUAUCAACGUACCUUCUCAAUUCAUGAGGAAUUUAAUAGAUGACAACUCUUCAAGUGAGCUUCUAGAAGGAACUCAAAUUCAAGAUUUGUAUGAUCUCUUGGAAAUUAAACUAGUCGACUUCCAGAUAAACUUGUUUGUGCCAUUCUAUCCUACUUAUUAUUUUCCUAUUCUGGAAAACCUCAAUGCUUCUUCUGCUUUAGCAUUAUGCAUUGUUCAGGAUGAAUCAUUAUUGAAAGCAAUGGAGGUCAUACUCACAAAUGCAACAACAAUGUCAUUUGAAGUCAGAUUCGAUAUCCCAUUUGGUGUAUCUCCCAAGAUUCUGGACCCUGUAUAUCUAGGACACAAGUUUCCUCUUCCUCUACAUUUAGCAGAAUCAGGUCGGAUAAGAUGGCGUCCAUUAGGGAACACUUACUGGAAUAUUAUUUCCUAUAGGGUCUAG